GUUGGCUUCGCUGCGCGCUGCGUGUGGCAGUGCGAGUGGCCCCCCCCUCCCGCCUCCCUGUUCUCUCCGCUGACGCUUGGAAUCGGCGUGAGACGUUAGCAACUCCUUCGCACCCGAGUAGGCCAUGGCUACCAAGAUACGUCCAGAAACCAAGAAAACCUCGGAGGUCGUGUGCCUCGGGAGCAGAAGUCUCCUGGAACUGGAGCCCGAGGCCAAGAAGCUCCGCGUGAAGGGCCCGGGUUGUAGCAGGAGAUGUGAGUCAGACUGCCUUUGGGAAGGUUUGGCUAGCCUGCAAGUCCCACCAUCGUGCAGCAGCCUGCAGGUCCCACCAUCGUGCAGCAGCAUUGUCAGGGAUCUCUACCAGCAUAGGUUGGAUGAAGCUGCCUGGCCAUCACUACAACAGGGUCUUCAGAAAUCCUUUUUGCAUUCUCUUGCUUCUUACCGGAUAUUCCAAAAAGCUGCCCCCUUUGACAGGAGGGUUACAUCCUUGGCAUGGCACCCGACUCAUCCCAGCACCCUGGCUGUAGGCUCCAAAGGAGGAGAUAUCAUGCUCUGGAACUUUGGCAUAAAGGACAAACCCACCUUUAUUAAAGGGAUUGGAGCUGGAGGGAGCAUCACAGGGCUGAAGUUUAACCUUCUCAAUACCAACCAGUUCUUUGCCUCUUCAAUAGAGGGAACAACUAAGCUUCAAGACUUUGAAGGCAACACUCUACGAGUUUUUACCUGCUCAGACACCUGCAACAUCUGGUUUUGCAGCCUGGAUGUGUCUACCAAAAGCCGAAUAGUAGUCACAGGAGACAAUAUGGGAAAUGUGAUCCUGCUGAACAUAGAUGGCAAGGAGCUUUGGAAUCUCAGAAUGCACAAAAAGAAAGUGACCCAUGUGGCUCUGAAUCCCUGUUGUGAUUGGUUACUGGCUACAGCCUCCGUAGAUCAAACAGUGAAAAUCUGGGACCUGCGCCAGGUUAAAGGGAAAAACAGCUUCCUCUACUCCCUGCUGCACAAACAUCCUAUCAACUCAGCUUAUUUCAGCUCUGAUGGAUCCCGCCUCCUGACAACUGACCAGAAGAAUGAGGUCCGGGUUUACUCUGCCUCUCAGUGGGACUGCCCAGUUAGCCUGAUCCCUCACCCUCACCGUCACUUCCAGCACCUCACACCCAUCAAGGCAACCUGGCAUCCUCGAUAUAACCUCAUUGUUGUAGGCCGAUACCCAGAUCCUAAUUUCAAAAGUUGUGCCCCAUAUGAACUGAGGACAAUCGAUAUAUUUGAUGGAAACUCAGGGAAGAUGAUGUGUCAGCUCUAUGACCCACAGUCUUCUGGUAUCAUUUCGCUCAAUGAGUUCAACCCCUUGGGGGACACACUAGCCUCUGCCAUGGGUUACCACAUUCUCAUCUGGAAUCAGAAGGAAGUGGGGCCAUGGAAAGAAAGAGAGAGACACUGAAGAAAGUUGAGCCAUAACUUGGAGUACAAAAUGGAAACAAGUUCUUCAGAAGAGGCAGCUGUUAAUGGGCCAAAAGUGCCACUGUCUUGGGGUUGGAGCAGGGACACUGGCUUAUCAAUGUCCUUAGCUCUGGAAACUUCAGGCAACCCAGCUUCUCUAAAGAUCCCUGCUAUCUAGCCUGGAGCCAAAGUAGUUUUCUCCUGUUCAAUUUUUCCUUGUGUUGCUGGGGAUGGAACUCAGGACCUUGUGCCCUGCUGAGCUAUAUUCCCAGCUACCUUUUUCCCCUUCUGAUGUGUGGUGACAGAAUGAUGAGGGAGUGUUUUUUUUAUUUGUGAUUACUAUAGACACAGUCAAUAAAAACAUAUUUAACUGAG
Molecule: messenger RNA, 1812 nt
Organism: Dipodomys spectabilis (banner-tailed kangaroo rat)
Lineage: Eukaryota; Metazoa; Chordata; Mammalia; Rodentia; Heteromyidae
Gene: Ddb2
Product: damage specific DNA binding protein 2
Exons: 10
Coding region: 125-1438 (437 amino acids)
Biological process (GO): DNA repair; response to UV
Cellular component (GO): Cul4-RING E3 ubiquitin ligase complex; nucleus
Molecular function (GO): protein binding; damaged DNA binding
Source: RefSeq, a predicted model, not a curated record